AUUUCAUGUUGUAAUUCCAAUAUGGCGCACGUCCCGAGCAGGAGUCCAACAGCGGAACGUUCACCACUUCACCGAACCAGCAAUAUGUGCCUCACGCAAGAUGUUCCACUCAUGAGAAGUCCGGUUGUCGACCAAGUUAACUGCGCACAAGAAGGAAAGCUUGCUCCUGAUAUAUAUAGUUCAAUGUCGUCAGUCUGUAAAAUAACGUCAGUGCACCGAGCAGAGACAGUCAUCAGCAAAAACAUGGUCGCCAUAGCCAGUAUCGGAAUCGUCGUCACUGUUACCAUCGUCUUCGUAGUAGUCGCAUGGUCAAAACGCGGGAAAAGCAAUAUUCGGCAAGAUCCAAUGACAUUGUGCGGCACCCCAGACUGCUUGAGUCAUGCCCUAAGCUUAAAGACGAGCCUUGAUACCGGAGUUGACCCAUGCGACGACUUCAAUGCUUUCGUUUGUGGCAACUCUCUCAACGAAGCGCUCGCACAAACACUGCGAUACAGACGCAUCAUGGCCACCUUGAGACGUCUCAACAGUGCCGACGCAUCUCACCUUCAGAGCACUGCCAUUGCAAAAGCCCGCCGAUUGUUUGCCACCUGUUCCAGUACCAACCUCUCCGGAAGCGUGAGCAACGUGAUCGCCUUCGAGGAAUUCGUACACUCUCACAACUUGGCGCUCUCGGAAAGCGGGAAACACGAAGUACACCCUCUGGAUCUUGUGCUUGAGUUGGCUAUAGCCUGGGGUAUCUGUAUGUGGAUUAAGAUUGAAAUAAUGCGAAAGGAACGAGUAAUCCUUGUAAGUUGGUGCGAAUGGCCUGCGAGAAGACUCGAGGAGAUGCAAGGCAUGUCUCAAGCCCAGCAUGAAUCCUACGUUCAGAAGCUUUGCGCGGUUUCAACGAAGCUUGUGUCAUGCAAAGAGAACGUAAUCGGUCUCCUUCAAGAUGAAAAACUUAUACUGAGCACGCUGCUUACAAAUUAUACUAUCCAUAACCAGAAAUACUUCGCUCUAAAUGAAAUAAACGUCCUAACGCCUUCCAUAUCGUCAGGAACAUGGACCGAUCUGCUGAGCAAGCACUUGAAGCCAACCUUUCCCCUAACGGACUACAUGAUGUUAGCUCGAGAUCUGAACGUACUAAAAAGCAUUGACUCUGCAUUUCAAGCAGUUUCCCAACAACGUCUACUCUCUCAAAUUAGAUGGACUUUUCUGCAGAUGCGUGCAUGGACUGUGGUUCCAUCGGUACAUUUAAUUAAGGUUGGACGUCCUGAAGAAAUAACAAGAAUACGGGCUAUUCAAUGCCUCGACGUCGUUGAGAAUACUAUGGGACUUCUCCUAGAUCUGGAAGAUAUCCACAAAGAACACUCAAACAAAAGCCGGGAGGAUAUAGAUACCAUGUUAGAUACCAUCUCAAACAUGACCGUACGCCUUUUAAUAGAAACGGAGUGGUUGGACGAAAAGAAAGUCGUUACAGCGAUCGCGAAACUCGCUUUGAUCAGGCGAGACGUUUGGCCGGCCAGCAUCUUCUACAACGUAACCGGCCUCGACGAACUGUACUCGGCGUUCCCCUCCAUGUCAGAUGAAUUCUUUGUCAACUGGAUCAAAUCUCGUGAAGCAAUGACAUCGACGUUGAUCAGGAGCGCCUACAACAGUGCAGACGUCUUCCAAAUGCGCCACGAUAACAUUUACGGCCUAUUCUUCUACUUAAACUAUGUGAACAUUAUCCAGGUAUCGCUCUCUGCGUUCCAUAAGCCGUUAUAUUACACCAACGGUACCGUGUCGAUGAACUAUGGCGCUUUGGGUGGGAGGUACGCUCUGGAGUUUCUGAAGGGUCUAUACAACGGCGUUGUUGGAAUCGAACAUGCGAAUGAGACUGAUAUGUUGGCGUGGCUCCUGCCAUCCCGUAGUAACCGAUCGGAAACUGGACUCGCUAGAGACUGCUUUGAAGGACAAGGACUAACUUUCCGAAAUAUGUUCCCCUUCGUGCCAGCUCUGCAGGUUGCGCAUAGGAUUUUCAAGAACAAACAAAAGCUUCACGUGAACGACUGGAAGCUCCAACUACUAGAAGAAUAUUCGACCGAUCAAAUAUUUUUUCUGACGUUUUGCAAUGUGCUUUGUCAUUUCAGUAACGCAUGUAACGCGGCUGUGUCUAACUUGGACGAGUUCGCGACUGCAUUCCAUUGUUUAUUAGGUUCCAACAUGAAUCCCAAGAAAAAGUGUUCGUUUUUUCGCGAGGACGCAGGCGGUGCCCGACAUGUAUAGGCGCCGGGCACUGCACUGUGUGUCGUUUGAUGCUGUGAGAUAUCGGAUACAUCUUGUAUUUUAAUGUAUUUUAAAUGCAAGGUGUUUU
Molecule: messenger RNA, 2335 nt
Organism: Ornithodoros turicata
Lineage: Eukaryota; Metazoa; Arthropoda; Arachnida; Ixodida; Argasidae
Product: neprilysin-1-like
Exons: 2
Coding region: 22-2247 (741 amino acids)
Biological process (GO): protein processing
Cellular component (GO): plasma membrane
Molecular function (GO): metalloendopeptidase activity
Source: RefSeq, a predicted model, not a curated record